CGUUCGCAAUUCCAUUCAUUCCAUUUCGAUAGUGUCCGUUUACCGAAUCGGAGAUGACUUCCAAGCAAUUUAACUUUAAAUUUGUUGCAGCAUUGUUUGCAUAUUGUGCAUUGGUGCAUUGUGAUAGUAGCUUUCCAAACACAAUUCCUCGAUGCAAAUACGCUGACGUGAAAUGCCUUCAAAGUAUUAUGAACAAAGUGAUUCGUACAUCACCAGAAGGCGUACCGGAAAUCGGUUUGGGUUCAAUCGAUCCUCUUUACAUUGGUAAAACCGUCAUGGAACAAGGGGCCCCAACCAGUCCGGUAAAUGUCAGAAUUAGAAUGAAAAAUGCAACAAUGAGUGGAAUAAGAAAUUUUGAUGUCAACAAAGUUAUAGGCUUUGAAAGAAAUCCAAAUACUUCACGGUUUGAAAUUCAUGGUUUCGUCAACAAAGUCACCGUACUGGGAAAUUAUCAAAUGUCUGGAAAAGCUCUCGUUGUACCAGUUAACGGACAUGGAGCAGCAAAUAUAACAUUCAUCGACACUGCUGUUAAGAUGAAAUUUCUAACACAUACGGAGAGGCGAAAGGAUGAGGACUACGUAGUGUUGGACCAAGUGGUCUACAAUAGCAUAUCUAAACGAAUGUCGAUGAAUUUUGAGAAUUUAUUCAACGACCGACUGAUUAGUGAGAAUAUGAACAAUUUCUUUAACGAGAACCAAGACAUUCUGUAUAAGGAACUGGGACCGGCUCUGGAUAAAGUAUUUGGAAAUAUUAUCAAGAAGAAGAUGGAACCAAUAUUCCAGAAAUUCGCUUACCGUGAAUUUUUCUCAGACUAUCGUCAAGAAGUGAAGAAAAUGUUACGCAUUCGGACAAUCAGUGUUUCUAUCAUCAUUGUUGCAUUUACCUCAAUCUUUGUUAUCUGCGAUAAAUUACCUGAUUCAAUAAAGAAAUGCCAUCCGGGCGAUACUGAAUGCAUCGCAAUUGCUUGUAAUCACAUUCUACAUAAUGUGACCAAUGAUUUUGAAAUAAUUUCAAUCGAUCCAUUUCACAUACCAAUUUUAAGACUGGCACCUGAUCUCACUCGACCGGUUAACAUCGACUUUAAUAUCACUAACAUUGAAAUGUACGGUCUGCACAAGUUCAAUAUUUACAAAAUUAGUGGAUUUACACAAAAUAUUAAUGGCGCUAAUGAAAUUCACCUGAAAGGGAAUCGAUUGAAUUUGAUUGGAAAGUACAUUUUGCAUGGUCAAGUAUUGAUACUACCGGUGGUAGGUAACGGAGAUGCAAACGUUACCAUAAUCAAUCCAGACAUUCAACUCAAAUUUACUGGAAAACCGAGUGUAGUUGAUGGCAAAACUUAUAUGCAAACUGAGGAUAUGAAAGUUUCAUUUAAUGUUAAAAAAUUGGUCUUCCAAUUCGACAAUCUGUACAACGGUGAUAAGAUUCUCGGCGCAACCACCCUACGCUUCGUCAAUGAAUACUGGCGAGAUAUUUAUCUGGAUAUAAAGCCAGCAUUGGUUCGAACGUUUGAAGAGGAGAUUCAGAAAAUAGCCAAUGAUGCGAUGGCAAAAUUACCGUUUGACGAGUAUUUUUUGAAAUAAAUUGGCUUUGUGAUAAACG
Messenger RNA from Bradysia coprophila, 1599 nucleotides. Its product is annotated as protein takeout-like. Gene Ontology annotation, biological process: multicellular organismal reproductive process. Lineage: Eukaryota; Metazoa; Arthropoda; Insecta; Diptera; Sciaridae. The record is from RefSeq and is a predicted model, not a curated record.